This is a messenger RNA of Suillus paluster, 549 nucleotides long. RefSeq lists its product as uncharacterized. Gene Ontology annotation, biological process: mycotoxin biosynthetic process. Lineage: Eukaryota; Fungi; Basidiomycota; Agaricomycetes; Boletales; Suillaceae. The annotation marks the transcript as partial. The transcript has 4 exons. The record is from RefSeq and is a predicted model, not a curated record.
GUAACAUUCAAUGGAACUCCGGGCGCUCCUUCUAUAUAUCGUGGCAGUCCAUCCCCAGAAGUCGAAGCCGCUUGGAAUAAUAUAGCUGUCGAUGGUUCGCCAGUUCGCAUGACGCUUGAGGAAUUGCUCAGAACAGGGGAGAAACCUUCUCCCGAUAUGGCUAGAUAUCCAGAUGCAUAUGGCGGAGGUUAUAUGGCAUCGAUUGAAAGCAAUCACAUGCUCCAUUGCCUAAACAUGCUUCGCAAAGUCACCUGGGGUGACCACUAUGGACCCUCUGGGAAUGAUGUCCACGAAUCCCCCGAAUACUUCCGCAUUCAUCUCGACCACUGCAUCGAAUUGCUCAGGCAGUACAUCUUGUGUCAUAGUGACGUGGUCAUGAUCAGUUACGAUUGGGAGCGAUCCGACGCUUUUUUUCCCAAUUUCAACGUUCGCCAUCAAUGCAGAGACUUCGAAAAGAUCUUGGAUUGGGUAGAUGAGCAUCGCGUUGUUAUCCCUAAAUCCGAGAUGGUUCGCUUGGAGGAUACUGUCGACUUGCUUUCCCCUCCUUGA